This is a messenger RNA of Penicillium canescens, 918 nucleotides long. RefSeq lists its product as uncharacterized. Lineage: Eukaryota; Fungi; Ascomycota; Eurotiomycetes; Eurotiales; Aspergillaceae. The record is from RefSeq and is a predicted model, not a curated record. The coding region runs from base 1 to 918 and encodes 305 amino acids. The transcript is spliced from 3 exons.
AUGACUGAACCUGGGCUGAGAAUCCUGGGGGCAGCCUCAAGUGCAGAGGAUUUCUGGGGUCGUUCCCUUGAUCGUACCCAUGCCUUUGAUGAUCAACGUCGUCGUUGUCGUGAUCCUGCUGAUGCCCACGAGUCUCCCCGCGAGUCUGGUCGGGAGUUAAGUCGUGAUCCUGGCUCUGGUCAUUAUCGCGACUAUGACAGAGGACGCAAUCAUCGUGACUCUGACAUGAAGCGAAGAGAUGAUGAUCGAGCCCGCUACCGUGAACGGGACUAUUAUCCCAACAACCAUCGUGAAGAGUACGAUUCUUACCGUGGCGGGGGUGCAAAUCGCAAUGACAGACGUCGUUGUUAUAUUUGCAACACACCGGGCCACAUUGCGAUUCGCCACAAUGCCUGGGCCUUAACGCAUCAGAGACACGUCGCCGGCAGCAUCGGCAUCACCGAACCGGUGCAUCUCUCGAUCAACUCCCGUGCCCAGCUGAGUAUCCUACCCCAACGAAUUCCUCGCCAACAGGAAUUGAUGCCACCGGUCAAUCUUUCGGCCAUGGCGACGGCAUGGCAGCAAUAUCUGGUUCCGGGUAUGGUCGAGGUGGGUAAUGCUCUGGCUGCACUGCAAUCAGCUGCCGUGGCUAUGGGAGCCGCGGCUCCACAUGCUGAGAUCGCGGCAAUUGUUGCUUCUUGGGACCAGUACAUCACACCCGGAAGGGUUCGCAUGGAGCGUUCCCUGGCUGCCAUGGGCUCCAGUCCUGUGGAAGGUUAUCACCAAGAAGGCCGUGUCAGCUCAUCCACCACAACUUAUCGGGACCACAGCCAGCACGAACCAAAGUACUUUGCCAACGAGACUCUGGUCACAAUGACUGAUGCUGUGAAUGUUGAACCCACCAAUGUUGACAACGGUUAUGAUUUCGAUAUCUACUGA